This is a messenger RNA of Enhydra lutris kenyoni (northern sea otter), 1431 nucleotides long. Its product is annotated as stromelysin-1. The record is from RefSeq and is a predicted model, not a curated record. Gene Ontology annotation, cellular component: extracellular matrix. Gene Ontology annotation, molecular function: metalloendopeptidase activity; zinc ion binding. The transcript is spliced from 10 exons. The coding region runs from base 1 to 1431 and encodes 476 amino acids. Gene Ontology annotation, biological process: proteolysis; extracellular matrix organization; collagen catabolic process. Lineage: Eukaryota; Metazoa; Chordata; Mammalia; Carnivora; Mustelidae.
AUGCAGAACCUUCCAGCUCUCCUGUUGCUCUGUGUGGCUGUAUGCUCAGCCUACCCAGCGGACAGGGCUGCAGAGGACGAGGACAGCAUGGAACUUGUUCAGCAAUACCUGGAAAAAUACUACAAACUUGCAAAAGAGACAAAACCGUUUGUUAGAAGAAGGGACCAUGGUCCGGUCGUUGAGAAAAUCCGAGAAAUGCAGAAGUUCCUCGGGUUGGAGGUGACGGGGAAGCUGGACACGGACACUCUGGAGAUGAUGCGUAAGCCCAGGUGUGGCGUUCCCGACGUCGGUGACUUCACCACCUUCCCUGGCAUGCCCAAGUGGAGGAAAACCCACCUUACCUACAGGAUUAUAAAUUAUACCUUGGAUUUGCCAAGAGAUGCUGUUGAUUCUGCCAUUGAGAAAGCCCUGAGCCUCUGGCAGGAGGUGACUCCACUGACCUUCUCCAGGGCUGAUGAAGGAGAGGCUGACAUAAAGAUCUCCUUUGCAGUUAGAGAUCAUGGAGACUUUAGCCCUUUUGAUGGACCUGGCAAUGUUUUGGGUCAUGCCUACCCGCCUGGGCCCGGCAUUUUUGGAGAUGCCCACUUUGACGACGAUGAACAAUGGACAAGGGACACUUCAGGAACCAACUUAUUCCUGGUCGCUGCUCAUGAACUUGGCCACUCCCUGGGUCUCUUUCACUCGGCCGACCCCAGCGCUCUGAUGUACCCAGUCUACAGAGCAGACACAGACCUGUCCCGCUUCCGCCUUUCUCAAGAUGACGUGGAUGGCAUCCAGUCCCUGUACGGAUCUCCCCCUGGUUCCCCGGAUGACCCCGUGGCGCCCACAGAAUCUGUGACUUCAGGACCGGGGACCCCAGCCGCGUGCGACCCUGCUUUGUCCUUCGAUGCGGUCAGCACCCUGAGGGGAGAAAUCCUCUUCUUUAAGGACAGGUAUUUUUGGCGCAAAUCCCUCAGGACACUUGAACCUGGAUUUUAUUUGAUCUCUUCGUUUUGGCCGUCGCUCCCUUCAGGCCUGGAUGCCGCAUAUGAAGACACUAGCAAGGACACUGUUUUCCUUUUUAAAGGAAAUCAGUUCUGGGCCGUCAGAGGAACGGAGGCACAAGCAGGUUAUCCAAAAGGCAUCCGCACCCUGGGUUUUCCUGCAACUGUAGGGAAAAUUGAUGCGGCCCUUUUUGAUAAAGAAAAGAAGAAAACGUAUUUCUUUGUAGGAGACAAAUACUGGCGAUUUGACGAGAAGAGACAAUCUAUGGAGCCGGGCUUCCCCAGGCAAAUAGCGGAAGACUUCCCCGGGGUGGACCCGAAGGUUGACGCUGCUUUUGAAGCAUUUGGAUUUUACUAUUUCUUCAGCGGACCUUCCCAGUUGGAGUUUGACCCCAACGCAAGGAAAGUCACCCACACCCUGGCGAGCGGCAGCUGGCUGAAUUGCUGA